Messenger RNA from Baudoinia panamericana UAMH 10762, 1535 nucleotides. RefSeq lists its product as uncharacterized. Bases 264 to 1214 code for a protein of 316 amino acids. The transcript has a single exon. NCBI's taxonomy places the organism in Eukaryota, Fungi, Ascomycota, Dothideomycetes, Mycosphaerellales, Teratosphaeriaceae. The record is from RefSeq and is a predicted model, not a curated record.
CCGCGAACAGCGCAAUCUGCAGAUGGACGUUCUUCCGAAGAUGAUGAGCGCCCAGAGGCGUUCAAGCGGAAGAGGGAUGCUUCAGAUGAUGGCACUCAGGCAGCGAAGAGAGUGCCGGAGCCGCUUGGUGGGUUUGCGCCAUGGUCGAAGCCGGCAGACAUCCGCAGCAACGCCGACUUGACAAUACCGGAGCAUCACCAUGACCAGCUCAUGGCGGAUGAUGUGACCUAGCCAUCCCGAACGACCAGAGCGCUUUGCGGCCGAUGGACGUGGUCUACGGCCGGGAUGAGAAGGAAGUCAUAGAAACCACCGAGGAGCUCGAUGAUGGCAUAGUGCCUGUAGUUGAUAUCGCGCACACCUAUUGCGUCUGUGCGGCACCCGCAGAUGGUUACAUGGUCGAGUGCAUCAAGUGCACGAAGAACUUCCAUCCACACUGCGUUGGCAAGGGUCAGUCUUCGUACUACGAGUAUCAGCGCGAUGACUUGCGCGACCUUCGUCGCCAAGACGAUGCGGCCCACUGGAAUGCCGAAGGCACGUUUACCUGCGCGCGAUGUGAUGAGGCAGCCAGGUCAGCUGCUCGUUCCAUCGCAGAGGAUGAGCGCCGUACUGCGACGCCGCUUAAGUUGUCGCUGCAAAUGGAGAGCAAGGCGCAUGCCGUGCAGAGGAAGCGGCAGCUUGAGCGUUGGCAGGCAAAGGCAGGGGUAGAGAUGCGGAAGACAUUGAAGAAUGCGGAUGGAGAUGAAGCACGCCAGGACGGUAUUCGAGACGAGUACAAACUCAACAUCGUGAUGAGUGGACUCAUGAACGAUGAGGAGGAGGGGAGAAAGAAGCUCAAAGCUCCGCCGACUUUGCGUUCUUCCUCGAUGAGAACGAUCGCAGAGAAGCCGGCCUUCGGUUUGCAAAAGACUGCGGAGAAAAAAUCCCGGGUCGGAAAGCAUGUUACAACUAGAAACACAACACCAAAGAGUAGUGUCCACAGCAGCGCUACUAGAACGCCUAACAAGACGGCGACGCCGGAUUCUGCAACGGGAACACUGGCCUCGGCACAGCAAGUAGUGCUCAACGAACCACGACCCAACGCAACAACGUUGAAACCGCAGCAAAGCACGCGAGGUUUCACGCCUUGGGACAAGGCUGAUUGGAGGGCAAUGUUGGCGGAGGAGAAGAGGGAAGACACGUUGAUGGACGAUCGAGAAGAACAUUCGGAGGUGUGAGGUCAUGGCAGUGGCUUGGUUUCGGCUUGUGAUGGGUAGAUAGCCAUCGCGGUUACGCAUCGCUUAGCCGCGCUGAUUGUGAUGUUCAAGUAACUGAACCCGUUCGACACCCAGCUUGCUUGUGCUACGUUUCUCCUUAUUCAGUGCCAUUUGAGCGUCCACCAACAUGGCUGGUGCUAUUGGGCCGUAGCGUCUGAUGCUAUCUUUACUCUCUAAGAGUGAGACCUGAAUCGUAGGCGCAUCUAGCGUUCCUAUGCGCUCUGAACAUACUAUCACCGCCAGGUCAGCGUAAACGGCCGAGUCCAGGAUCUGGCCGAGCCU